AUGGGGGUGUCAGCUGGAGCGCUGCUGUCCCUUCUGCUGGCAGUGCUGCUCACGGUCCCCCCAGGAGCCCUGGGCGCCAGCCCGGGCCUGGUUGCCCGGAUCACCGACAAGGGCCUGGAGUACGCUGCCAAGGAGGGGCUGCAGGCUCUGCAGAGCAAGCUGCAUGGACUCAAGCUUCUGCAGAUCCACCACUGUGAGCUGCGGGCCUCCUCUCUGAAACCCCUCCCCAGCCAGGGCCUGGCUUUCUCCGUCUCCAACUCCGACAUCAUGGUGCAGGGCAGGUGGAAGGCACGCAAGUCUUUCGUGAGACUGCAGGGGUUCUUUGACCUGCAGGUCAGGGGCAUCGCCAUUUCCUUCGACCUCCUCUUGGGCAGCGACUCUUCUGGGCGACCUACAGUCUCUGCCUCCAGGUGUCACAGUCACAUCGGGGACGUGGAUGUGGAUGUGUCAGGUGAUGCAAGCUGGCUGCUGAAUCUCUUCCACAACCAGAUCGAAUCCAAGUUCCAGCGAGAGCUGGAGAGCAAGAUUUGUGAAUUGAUCUACAAAUCAGUGACUUCUGACCUACAGCCUUAUCUCCAAACUCUGCCAGUCUCAACAGAGAUUGACAGUUUCAUCAGUGUUGAUUACAGUUUAAUGGAGGCACCAAAGGCAGCAACUCAAACUUUGGACAUGAUGCUUAAGGGUGAAAUUUUUAACCACAAUCACCACUCCCGAGUUGCUGUCCUUCCUCCAGUUAUGAACCUUCCUGAGGAACACAACAGAAUGGUUUAUUUUAUCAUCUCUAAUUAUGUCUUCAACUCUGCCAGCCUGAUAUAUCAAAAGGCAGGAUACCUGAACUUCUCCAUCACAGAUGACUUGAUUCCAUCCGACUCCAACAUCCGACUGAACACCAAGUCCUUCCGUUCCUUUGCCCCUCGGUUAGCCAGGCUGUACCCCAACAUGUACUUGGAGCUCCAGGGAGCAGUAGUCUCUGCCCCUGUACUGAACUUCAGCCCUGGGAACCUGUCCGUGACCCCCGAGAUGGAGAUUGCGGGCUUCGUGCUGUCACGCACUGGCCGGGUGCCUGUCUUCGUGCUUGGUGCGGCCACUAAUAUAUCCGCCAUGUUGAUCUUCAGCACCAACAGGAUCACUGCGUCCUUAAAGCCCGAAAAGAUACAUUUGGAACUGAAGGAAUCUAAAGUCGGAAUAUUCAAUGUGGAGCUGUUGGAGGCAUUACUCAACGACUACAUCCUCAACAACCUUUACCCCAAGAUCAACGAGCUGCUGGAAAAAGGUUUCCCUCUCCCUCUGCUAAACCAUAUUCAACUCUACGACAUAAUUCUUCAGAUCCACAAGGACUUCCUGUUCUUGGGUGCUAAUGCCCAGUACAUGAGAGUUUGAGGACCCAGAGCAUGAAGGGACU
Molecule: messenger RNA, 1402 nt
Organism: Condylura cristata (star-nosed mole)
Lineage: Eukaryota; Metazoa; Chordata; Mammalia; Eulipotyphla; Talpidae
Gene: LBP
Product: lipopolysaccharide binding protein
Exons: 15
Coding region: 1-1380 (459 amino acids)
Biological process (GO): positive regulation of macrophage activation; innate immune response; defense response to Gram-negative bacterium
Molecular function (GO): lipopolysaccharide binding
Source: RefSeq, a predicted model, not a curated record